GCGGGUCGCAACGCAGGCCGGGCUGCUUGUCCAGAGAAGCGGAUCGUACCAAGUUGCGCCCUCCGGAUGCUGCGGACCGCGUCACUCUCGCCGCCUCGCGCGAGACGCCGCUGAUCGGCCAGCUUUCAAGAGCGGCCCGCCGUCAGUGCUGUUGCCGUUGGCGUCGGUGCAUCUCGCUCGGUCUACUCUUCUUGGUGUUUAUACCCGUUCUGUGAGGACAGGACCCGGCUGUGAUGAGACUCGCGUACGGUACCACGAUGACAACGACUCGCCGACAACGACCGGUGGUCUUUUCUGAGGAUUGACAGUUGGCUGCCCCCCGCGAAGGAAGAAGAACGGUGCGCUGUGUGUAACGGAGGAGCCCCGGGAGCGCCAGCCUCACCGGGAAGGUCUGGGCGGUGGGAGGCCCCCGUAGCGCGCGGCCGCCAUGCUUCGAAGCGGGGCGGCGGACGACGGGUCCGCUGAGCCCCUGCAGCCGCCGGCGCGCAACGGGGACCUGCUCAGGGCGUACCAGGAGGACGCGGACGCGGCCGCGGCAUUCGAGAUGCCGUCGGCGCCGCUGCCCCCGCCACCGCCGCUGCCGCUGCCGCCUCCCAUGAACGAGGGCACCGAGCCGGACUCGAGCCUUCUGCAGCAGCACGGCAACGGAAGCCUGCCAGAGCUACGCGCACCCUUCGCCGUACCCGACGACGACUCGCUCGGACAGCCACGCAAGGGCUCGGCCGACUCUUCGCAGAGUUCCGUCAAGUGCAGGAGGCGAACAAAGUCUAUGACGUGCAACAUGGUGAGCGCACUGUACGGCAAGAUAGCGGUUGUCGUCACGACAGUCCUGGUGUUGACGGAAGUUAUGGACAACUCCGUGCCUCUUCUACGCUUUCAUGGAUACCUGUACGCAUACCUGCUGGGCGGAUCGGUGGUCUGCCUGCUGGGUGUCUACGUGAGCACCAUGGUAGACCGGUGUCCAGCGCUCACUGGCCAGCCUUCACGUUCUGGGACCGACCCUGAGCUAGCGCUGCGUCGAGGUCGCGUCAUGACGCCCUGCUCUGACGUCAGCAUUUAUCUCCGGAUAGGAGUCGUCGUGUUCGGUCUGGGGACCCUUCUGUCGUGCGGCCUGGAGAUCGCCACGAUAUUCACGCUGACGAAGCCGUGCACCGACCCUGUGAACCUGGCCAUGCCUGUGCUCCACGCGCUGUUCACCUUUCUGCAGAUGCACUUCGUCUUCAUGAACGCACAGAGCGUGGCCCGGUCUCUGGGCUGCAUGCGCCACCUGGUGCUGGUCCACCUGGUGGUCACCAAUGUCGCCGUGUGGCUCAAGCUGCUCCUGUGGGAGACCGCCAGCGAGUGGCUCCGACAGAGUCACGUUGUCCAGGCUGGCGAGGGCAUCUGGCCGCCAAAGGGAUUCAACUUCACCACGCACGUCAUAGACGACCAGGGAGAACACAAAGCGUUCUUCACGUCGGAUUGUCUGUGGCGACCCGUGGACCACCUGCCCAUGGAGCGCAUGCUCACUCUACAACGCUGCCUGCACAACACGACGGUUGGCGCCAUAUGGCAGAAAGCAUCGCCCUUUCUGUCACCCUUCAUCGUCCAGUACAGCGUCGUGGCUGCCGUGGUUGUCUACACUAUCUGGGACAACUAUUCGUACUGCACCAGGGGCAAGAACUACAAUAGUCGCCGGUCCUCUCCCACCGCCGACCGCAUCGAAGCUGCCGUAUCCUCCUCUACCGACCGUGUCGUGGACUGCCAAGGUUCCAGCAAGGGCCUCUUCCUGGGCCUACUCGUUCUCGUGGCCGGCAUCAUCGUCCUCAUUCUAUUUUUCGUGCUGAGCAACGAGAACAUGGAGAUCGAGACGCUGUCGGCAGUCACUACGCUCCACUGCGCCGUCCAAGGUCUUUCGGCUAUGGCAACGGCCAUCGGGCUCUGCACUGUCGGCGGCGCUUACCACAAGCGUGGCAGGACGACCCAGCUCAACUCAAUCCUUCAGGGCAUCGGCCUUCUGGCGCUUUACACGUACGGCGUGUUCGGUGUCGUCGCUGGCGCCUCGAAAAUCUUCGAAGGAUCCGAACACCUGCUCCUCCUCAUGGACGGUGCCUUCAUGGUCCUGUUCGCGAGCCUGCAGUCGCUGUUUGUCCAGCGGCUCGCCAUGCGUUGCCUGCCCAAGAAGAACAACAAGUCCGGCCUGCAAGUCGUCACGUUUCUCAUGUUCAGUAACCUGGUGCUCUGGCUACUGGAGACGUUCACGAACCAGAACCACAUAUCGAGUCAGCAACAGCUGGCCAUGUACGGGGCCGUGUCGUGGGGCAUCAUUUCUAGGGUGGCCUUGCCUCUGGUCAUCUUCUAUAGGUUCCACUCGUGCGUCUUUCUCCUGGAGGCUUGGCAGCUGCCCAUCACCUUGAGCAGAGAGUGACCCCCUUCGGCUGCGACAACUUUGAUGGACCUAUGCGUUCCUUUAACCGUGCACUCGCAAAAGUGGCUCGAUAAUAGGGCCCUAUGAGUGACAUUAAGCGGUUUCGAAAGGAACAGUGUUUUGAGUGAGACAGUGAUGGCCGCCGCUAUCCAGAGCAACCUGUAUCAGUGACUGUCACAGCAGAAACUGUCUUGUCAUCACCGCCUUUCAUUCACGUGUUAUGUGCAAACGCUGAAGGACUUGCGAAGCUAUUGUUUUCUGGCCUUAGUUCGACAAAAAGGAAUGUUGCAGUUUUGAAAGUUAGAACCUACGUGCUCCAAGUGCAAAAACUAAAAUCUUUCGCCGCUAAAAUUCCCCACAAUGACAUUAAUAAUGACAAUGUUAACACUGAUUGUUUGUGUACGUGAUAGUUGCUGUGAUGAAAUGUGUAAGCGUGGUCAUAAG
Molecule: messenger RNA, 2851 nt
Organism: Rhipicephalus sanguineus (brown dog tick)
Lineage: Eukaryota; Metazoa; Arthropoda; Arachnida; Ixodida; Ixodidae
Product: proton channel OtopLc
Exons: 7
Coding region: 428-2407 (659 amino acids)
Biological process (GO): proton transmembrane transport
Cellular component (GO): membrane
Molecular function (GO): proton channel activity
Source: RefSeq, a predicted model, not a curated record